Molecule: messenger RNA, 1236 nt
Organism: Globicephala melas (long-finned pilot whale)
Lineage: Eukaryota; Metazoa; Chordata; Mammalia; Artiodactyla; Delphinidae
Gene: PNO1
Product: partner of NOB1 homolog
Cellular component (GO): nucleolus
Molecular function (GO): RNA binding
Source: RefSeq, a predicted model, not a curated record
GCCCUAGGGCUGGUUGGCGAAGGCUGGGUCCUGCGAGGCGCGCCUGCGCUAUGCAGCCCAGCACGUGUUCGAGCAGCAAGCUUCCGCUGGAGUUUCUUGAGGAUGCAAACCGAGAUGGAGGCACAGAGUCCCUUGGCCGAGGCCGGCUUCACCCAGGUCACCCGAAAAGGUGGCCGGCGGGCGAAGAAACGGCAGGCUGAGCAGCUGUCCGCACCGGAGGAGGGCGGGGACGCGUCCCGCAUGGACACCGAGGAGGCCCGGCCUGCCAAGAGGCCCGUCUUCCCGCCCCUCUCCGGGGACGGGUUUCUGGGUGGGAAAGAAGAAACCAGAAAAAUUCCAGUCCCAGCUAACAGAUAUACUCCCUUAAAAGAGAACUGGAUGAAGAUAUUUACACCUAUUGUGGAGCAUUUGGGACUUCAGAUACGCUUUAACUUGAAAUCGAGGAAUAUAGAAAUCAGGGUGAGGAUAAUGUUAACUAUUUUCAAAUAUACUGCGGUUUCUCUUUUCUACGGGGAUGAAAAGACUUGUAAAGAAACCAAAGAUGUUAGCGCUCUGACAAAAGCAGCUGAUUUUGUGAAAGCCUUUCUUCUUGGGUUUCAGGUAGAGGACGCACUUGCCCUCAUUAGGUUGGAUGACCUCUUCCUAGAGUCUUUUGAAAUUACAGAUGUUAAGCCCUUAAAGGGAGACCACCUGUCGAGGGCAAUAGGAAGAAUCGCUGGCAAAGGAGGAAAAACCAAAUUCACCAUCGAGAACGUGACACGGACGCGGAUAGUUCUGGCUGAUGUGAAAGUUCACAUCCUUGGUUCUUUCCAAAACAUCAAGAUGGCAAGAACUGCUAUCUGCAACCUCAUCCUGGGAAAUCCUCCAUCAAAGGUUUAUGGCAAUAUCCGUGCUGUGGCUAGCAGAGCGGCAGACCGAUUCUGAUUUCAAAUCAGAGACUUUUUACCUUGUCUUUGAAUUCUAGAGAAAAUGCCUUUCCCCUCUACAAGUGGUCACCAGACACCAUGUGAAGAACUUUUCAGUCGUGGAUACCAUUAUUUAUACUAGCACAUUAAGUAUAAUUUAUUUUUUCCGUUUUAAAUCACAUAUCGAUUUGCAUAGUUUAUAAUCCUCUCAUUUGGAGGGAAACUUAUUUAAAAAAACAGUUCUAUAUUAGCUUCCAAGUUUUUUGUUUAUAAAUUUAUAAAAAGUUAUUUCUUCUCUAUGAGUUGUAAUUAAAAGAAUUAUCUCAGAAAA